Molecule: messenger RNA, 3375 nt
Organism: Fusarium verticillioides 7600
Lineage: Eukaryota; Fungi; Ascomycota; Sordariomycetes; Hypocreales; Nectriaceae
Exons: 1
Coding region: 980-1792 (270 amino acids)
Source: RefSeq, a predicted model, not a curated record
CUAACAUCAGCAUAACCUCCAAUAUCAUCCUGCACUAGUUCAUUAUUUUGUUUCCUUUUCUUUCCCCCUCUUCUCUUCUCUCUCUCAGAUCCAAAGGUUGAGGGCUUUUUAACUUACCUACCCCUGUCAAACCCCCCAUGACAAUAUUCAGGGGAUGGAAACCGCCUCACUUACACGACAGACAGGGCCAUGACUCGGCUGAGCGGACCAUACAGUACUAUCAGAUUCGCUUAUUAUCAGCUAACUUAGUCUACAGCGGUAGACACGUUCCUAUCGGCACUGAUCCGUGUAUUCCGGGCAUAGUCUCUGCCCUAUUCAGUAGCUGAUCAACAGAGGGGAAAUGACCCCAGUUGUGUCCAAGAAGGCUGACGAUGUAUUGACCACCUGUUCGUUGGCAAACAUGAUGCAGCGGAUAGAUACAUGCAUUUACGAUGCUCUGCAGUACCCAAAUGCUGAUCAACACGACCAGAAAUCGACGGCUCAUCAGCUCUAGAAUCACAAGACUCGUUUAAACUGAACCCCCCGCUUAAUUGUCGACCGUACAGGUAGUAUUGGGGCACUAUAUACGAGUCAAAGCGCAAUUCCCACCUCUGCUCUCCUCACUUUCAGUUCAGUUCAGUUCAGUUCAGUUCAGUCCUGGUCCUGGUCCUGGUCCAGAUUGCCGAGAAGCACGCAUUGCAUUACCUGACCAGACCUGUAAAGGUUAUCCAAGCAAGCCCCUCCGUAGACUAGGUAGACUAUUCGAUCAUAAAAAGACUCCUUCUUCCUCUUAGCUCAGCUCAGCUCACUCUCUCUAUAAAUCAUCAAUCUUCAACAUAUCAGCUCCACACGUGGUUCUGUGGCUCGCUAUAACCCCCACGCGUUAUCAUCAACCGCUUGUAUCGCGUGUUGAUCACUACGAUAUACAAAUACUACCCGGUAUAACCAUAACCAUAAGGGUAUUCACCUUUAUGGUUACUCAUCGAUCCAUCACUCUAUCAUGAAACACAACAACAACGUCAGACUUCUCGCUGUCCUUGCAGACCCUGAAUCAGACGAGAAGAGCGAGUAUCGCUUCCUCGUCGACGGCGCCCACGUAAGAUACGUCACAUUAGACGGGGGUCUCAUAGACCCUGAACAUCGCACAUACGAGCCAAAACUCCUCCCUCAACUCCCUGUAUUUCCCCCCGGAGACUGGAACGAGGGCCGUGUCGGAAAGGACGGACAUACAGGGAAGCCUUUCUUCUGCGAGACGAGAAGAAGCAGUCUACCUGGGAUUGGAAAUGUCUGGCAUGAUGUUAUGAUAGACCAUCUCAAGCUCCGCCAGAUCGAGCGUGUGCGCCAAACGCUCUAUCGUGUAUCGCAUCCUGCUUUCAAGAUACCGGUACUCGCAAAAUUUGCGCAGUUUCCAUGGGAGAUUCCUUACUUUGCUGCUGAGACGACUUCGUACGAAUGGAUCCACGGUCGAGGCAUCGGUCCUGAGUUUCUCGGCCAUAUUCACGAGAACGGGCGAGUCAUUGGUUUCCUCCUCGAAGAGAUUCACAAUGCUCGGACUGCAGAACCUGAAGACCUCGUCACAUGCCAGCGAAGUCUGCAAAAGCUGCAUGAUCUAGGCAUCGUACAUGGCGAUAUCAACAAGCACAACUUCCUCAUCAGACAAGAUGGUGAUGCUGUUCUCAUUGACUUUGAGACAGCUUACAAGUGCACAGAUCCAGAUAUACUAGAUGAAGAGUAUCGCCAUGUCAAAGAGAGUCUGGAAGAUACAUCAGGGCGUGGAGGAGCUGGCAUGGCGAGCGAUUCAAGUUCAGAUUAAGUGGGAUAGGAGUGUACGGAUUACAGUGCAGUAUGUGAUCACAUGUGUAACAGGGUUUUCAUCACGAAUAGCAGGCGUUGUCUUUUUUUUUUCUGAUACCAGGGUAUAGAGCAAAUGUCAAUUUCUCUGAUUGACUAAUAAACAAGAAUCUUUUUGUGGAAAAAACAAUGUGCCCGAUUUCCAAGGGUCUAUCAAGCCCGAGAAACACCAAAAGCGCCAUGAAGAAGAAGAAGGAAUAGUACAGUGGACAUCUCCGAGCUUUAGUUCAGGAGGAUCUGCUGCACAUACUGAGGUCCGAACAAAGGCUCACCGAACGCAGAGCCAGGAAGCGUAGCGACAGGCUUCUCAGCAAGCUUGCCAUCAGUACCUCGCUGGAGAGCAACGAGACCGCUGGUACCAUUCUGGUUACCAACAAAGACGUGCUUAGCAGUUCGGCUGAAACUCAUCAUACGGGGUAGGAGACCACCAGAUGAGACGGUAUCAGCAUAAGUGAGAGUUCCGCACUCGGCGAUAGUGAAGCGAGCGAUAGAGUCGGUCUCGUUUCCGGACAGACGGUUGGAGAUAUAAACGUCCUUGUUAUUAGGAGCGAGAAGGACCUCACCAACAGCUGCGGUCUUGGGGUCCUUAGCAGGAGCGUCCUUGCCGUAGGUAGAGAUAGACUGGUGAUACUUGAAAGCAAGGGUGUUCUCCUCGUAGGAUACAGAGUAGACGAGGGCCUGGUUGCUCAGCUCACAAGCAACGACGUAGUGAGUAGCCUUCUUUCCACCACGAGGGUAGAAGACACCAUGUCGAGGACCGCAGCCAGCCUCGACGGGGAUGUUCUUUGCGAUCUUGUAAGCGUCGUCCUUGGAGUCGAUGAUCACAACAGAGUCAGUACCGAGAUCGUUAACGGCAAAGUAGCGACCAGAGGGAUCAAGGUUGGCCUGAUGAGGAUGAGAGGCAGCCUGGCGCUCCUUGUCAGGACCAAGCUUUCCAGGAGACUUGAGAGUCUUGACGAACUCGAGACCACCCUUCUCAGUGUUCCAAAUAUCAAUGGUACCAUUUCCAUAAGCAGCGCCAACAAGGCGUGUCUUAUCAGAGUUGAACUCAAGAUGAACAACGCCGACACUUCCGGCCUUCUUAGUCUUGAGGGUAAGCUUAUUAGCCUCGAGAUCAAGGUUGAAGAGUCUCAGCUCAUCAGAGUUCUCGUCAACAGCGUAGAGCAAGUCGGAGCCAUAGUAGGCCAUCCAUGAGUUACCGCCCUCGAUCUCCUGGUUCAGAGUGAGCUCGAACUUGCCCGUCUUUGGGCUGAAGUCGGCGACGUAGAUGUGGCCAGAGUUUCCGAGGAGGAUGCGCGCAGCAGCGGAUGAAGAUGCUGAGGCGGUUGGGUGUGAGCUGCGUGCGAUGUUAGGAAGCGCAGAGGAAGAUGUAGCGAGAGUGGCCAAGAGGCCAGCGAUAGUGUACUUCAUCUUUGUUGUGUGAAGCGUGUCUUGUUUUGUGUUGUGUUGUGUUGUUUCGUUUCAACGUCGUAGUGUAGUAUAGCACUGUAGUAUACUGUUAUAGCGAUCGACAAUCAAUAUCGAAUAGGGUAUCAAAAGCUGAAA